AUGCCGGGUAAAGCCAUGUCGGUCAGUCCUAACCGCCGUGCCCGCAAUCCCCCUUGGCUGGGUUCGCAAAUAGUCGCAAAGUUCUUCUCGACAAGACCGGCAGCCGAGCCCCCGUGCAUGCGAGCGGCUGGAAUUCGUGGUGGGGAUGCGAACGUAGGAGUCUUUGAAAUGAGGAGUGAGGAGGAAGAGGAGCAGAAGCCUGUAGAAGAUGUCUUCGAUUCUACUCAGGCUCCGAUAGGAGUGCUGGCCGUGCCACCCUGGUCGUGGCUGCCCAGCGAUGGUUCACGGUCCCCUGGCAGGAUAAGCGUUGAUGCAGAUGUGGUCUCUGAAAAACUACACCUGUUUGGUUUGGCCACUUCUGCUGAAGAAAAAAGGGCAACAAAAGAAGAGGAAGAACUUACCGCAGAGGAAAGGAGGAAACUGGAAAGAAAAUUAAAGAAAGAGCGCAAGAAGAAAGAAAAACAGCUGAUGAGGGAAGCUGGAAUCUCCACAAAAAAGGCAGAGCCCCAAAAGCCGUCGGGAUCGGAGCUGGCUCUGGCCUAUUUAACCAGCUGGUCUGAAAACCCGGGGGAAUGGAAGUUUCAAAAGACAAGACAAACCUGGCUUCUCCUGCACAUGUAUGAUAAAGAGAAGGUUCCCGACAAGUAUUUCACCAUUUUACUGGAUUAUCUGCAAGGGCUUCAAGGCGGGGCGCGAGACAUAACUGUGCAGAAAGCAGAAGCUUUUAUGAAGGAAUUGGAUGGUUCUGAUGCAGAAGACCCAAACCUGCUGGAGAAGUGCGAGCGCAUACGACAAGUCCUGCAGCUGCUGUCCUGA
This is a messenger RNA of Charadrius vociferus (killdeer), 816 nucleotides long. It is a transcript of the gene CHLSN, whose product is annotated as chromosome unknown open reading frame, human C7orf50. The record is from RefSeq and is a predicted model, not a curated record. NCBI's taxonomy places the organism in Eukaryota, Metazoa, Chordata, Aves, Charadriiformes, Charadriidae. The transcript is spliced from 6 exons. The coding region runs from base 1 to 816 and encodes 271 amino acids.